AGGCCAUCCGUUCCGCGAGAAAAACGCAGGCCAAGGCCUCAAAGAGCGUCUGAAGAAGUCUACGAGGUGGAGUCCGCUUGCGAUUCUGGUGCAUCUCCGUCUUCAGGUGGUACUUCUUGGCGGGCCCAUGCGGAGGCUUGUGCUGCCGGUCAAGGGAAGGACGAUCUCGGGCGUGAUGAAACCAACCACUGUCCAGAUUGUCCACCCAGUCUCUCAACUUCAGCCUCUUCACAAGAGCCGCAAGUUUCUCGCGCACCACUUCCGCCUCCUCUACCAACAGUUCCUCCCGUUCCGCUUCGACAGUUUCAAGGUUAUUCUUCUACAACUCUUGUAGAAGCCGCAUCAGCGCAGGUAGCACUGCUCAGCCCUGCUCCGAGCACUCGCCGAUCUUCGGGCUGUGAGUGAGUCCAAAUCUCAGCAUCUUAGUGUCAAAGUCCAGAUGUCUCACAAAGCAAGCUCUGCAAACGCAGAUGGCAUGCAAAA
Cladocopium goreaui is the source of this 483-nucleotide messenger RNA. The record is from the annotation of a GenBank genome assembly. NCBI's taxonomy places the organism in Eukaryota, Dinophyceae, Suessiales, Symbiodiniaceae.